Messenger RNA from Euleptes europaea (tarantolino), 1779 nucleotides. It is a transcript of the gene SLC5A5, whose product is annotated as solute carrier family 5 member 5. The transcript has 14 exons. The record is from RefSeq and is a predicted model, not a curated record. Gene Ontology annotation, biological process: iodide transmembrane transport; sodium ion transport. The coding region runs from base 1 to 1779 and encodes 592 amino acids. Gene Ontology annotation, molecular function: symporter activity. Lineage: Eukaryota; Metazoa; Chordata; Lepidosauria; Squamata; Sphaerodactylidae. Gene Ontology annotation, cellular component: membrane.
AUGUCCCAAGAAGGUCAGUUGGAAGUUUUCAGGGGAGAGAUGAUGACCUUCAGUUUAUGGGACUACGGGGUCUUUGGCCUCAUGCUGUUGAUCUCGACCAGCAUUGGCCUCUUCCACGCCCUCAAAAAAGGCGGGCAGAAGACCUCAGACGACUUCUUCACGGGGGGACGGCAGAUGUCGGCAGUCCCCGUGGGCCUCUCGCUCUCGGCCAGCUUCAUGUCAGCCAUCCAGGUGCUGGGGGUCCCGGCGGAAGCGUACCGGUAUGGCAUGAAGUUCUUGUGGAUGUGCCUGGGGCAAGUCCUGAACACCCUUUUGACGGCCUACCUGUUCCUGCCGGUGUUUUAUCGUCUGCGGCUCACCAGCACUUAUGAGUAUCUGGAAUUGAGGUUCUCCAAGAAGGUCCGCCUGUGUGGGACGAUCCAGUACGUUAUUGCCACGAUGCUGUACACCGGAAUUGUCAUCUAUGCUCCGGCUUUGAUCCUCAACCAGGUGACUGGACUAGAUAUCUGGGCCUCCCUCCUCUCUACUGGAGUCAUCUGUACAUUCUACACCACCGUUGGUGGAAUGAAAGCUGUUAUCUGGACAGAUGUUUUCCAAGUUUUUGUCAUGCUCUCGGGCUUCAUCGCCAUCGUGAUCCAGGGGACGCUCAUGGUUGGAGGGCCAGGCCAAGUCUUGGGCAUCGCGUAUAACCACUCCAGGAUCAACUUUGAUGAUUUCAAUCCUGAUCCCCGGAGCCGUUACACUUUCUGGACAUUUAUUUUCGGUGGGACAAUGGUUUGGCUUUCCAUGUAUGGUGUGAAUCAAGCCCAAGUCCAGCGCUACGUGGCCUGCAAAACCGAGAAGGAGGCAAAACUAGCUCUCCUGGUCAAUCAAAUAGGCCUCUUCUUCAUAGUCUCCAGUGCCGUGGCCUGUGGCAUUGUGAUGUUUGCUCUUUACAAGGACUGCGAUCCUCUCUUGGCAGGACACAUCUCUGCACCUGAUCAGUACAUGCCUUAUUUGGUCUUGGACAUCUUUGAGAAAUACCCAGGGGUUCCUGGCCUUUUCCUGGCCUGUGCAUACAGUGGGACGUUGAGCACGGCUUCGACCAGCAUCAAUGCCAUGGCUGCAGUUACCGUGGAGGACCUUAUCAAGCCUUCUAUGCCAAACUUGUCACCGCGGAAACUCACCCGAAUCUCCAAAGGGCUCUCCCUGAUCUAUGGUACGUCAUGUAUCACCGUCGCCGCGCUGUCCUCGUUACUAGGAGGUGGUGUGCUCCAGGGUUCCUUCACUGUCAUGGGAGUUAUUAGUGGCCCUCUGCUUGGAGCGUUCAUCUUGGGGAUGUUCAUACCAGCUUGCAACACAUUGGGGGUUUUCUCUGGUCUAGGGGUUGGCUUUGUGAUCUCCUUCUGGGUAGCUGUGGGGGGCACCAUCUACCCACCGAGUCCUGCCACUAUGGGUGUUCUCCCAUCCUAUGGAGACUUUUGCCCGCUCUACAAUGCUUCUGAGGGAUUGAAUGGCACCAUUGGGUUUGGGCCGCUGCCCCCGCAAAACACCUCAGAACCCUUGGAAAGGCUAGCCAUUGCAGAUGACUUCUAUGCCAUAUCAUACCUAUACUAUGGUGCCUUGGGAACCCUGAGCACGGUCAUCAUAGGGAUUCUGACAAGCUGCCUAACAGGCCCUUCAAAAAGAAGCACCAAGCUGCCCGGCGUCCUGUGGUGGGAUGUCAUGAAGCAGACCUCCUCCAUCUCACCAGAGGAGCCAAGGAAACCUUUUGCCAAGGUGAACGGAGGGGGAAAGUAA